Molecule: messenger RNA, 3196 nt
Organism: Populus nigra (black poplar)
Lineage: Eukaryota; Viridiplantae; Streptophyta; Magnoliopsida; Malpighiales; Salicaceae
Product: probable inactive leucine-rich repeat receptor-like protein kinase At3g03770
Exons: 8
Coding region: 698-2989 (763 amino acids)
Biological process (GO): protein phosphorylation
Molecular function (GO): ATP binding; receptor serine/threonine kinase binding; protein kinase activity
Source: RefSeq, a predicted model, not a curated record
UGAUCCACUUGUAUCUUACAGUUAAAUAAACAAGAAAGAUAGACCUUCCCUGGAGAGAGAGUUUUUUUCCUUUUCCUGUUAGCUUCUCUGUUAAAGCAUUUUCAAAGCUAACUGUGUCCAUUACUAGAGAUAAUAGUGUGUCAACUUCCAACUGUGCUAUGACCAAAAUCUCUUUCCAUUAAUGUUAAACCAAAGCUCACAAUCUUCGAGGAAGAACACCAUGCGGAAGCAGUAACUGCAUCAAUUCCAGGUACCCCACCAUACCAAAUCCUAAGCUUUUCAGCAAAAAAGUAAAAGUUGUAGUUGGUGUUUCAUUGGAAAGGGGAAACUUCCAUAGCAAACUUUUCAAUAGCUUCUUCAAUAGACUUUUCAAGUCCUAUAUUUCUUCUUCUAAAAGGGUUAAGCAAAAAUCGUUUUAACCUUUCUUCUUAUCUCUAAAGAUCAGUUUAUUACUCAACCCUGUGUUUUCCCUGUUUCUGCCUAACGGGUGGUUUUGAACCUGUUCCAAAGCUCAGCAUUUCCAGACCCGUAUUUACAACUUUUGAGGCCACUCUCAGCUUCAAAUCUGUUUCACCUUACUAGUACUGACUAGAUAACAUUCGAUGGCAAGUUCUCUUGGUAAUCAGUAUCUCUUAUUAGCUGCUUUCAGAUGCUUAAAAGCUUAAUAAAGUGUGCAUAGUAACAAGAGAGUUCUUCCAUGGGGUACCGUAGCUUGUUUCUUCUGUUAUGUUUCCCGUGGAGUUUUCUCAUUACUGGUACUCAUCAAUUACAAUCCUCACAAACACAAGUGCUUCUUCAGCUAAGGAAGCAUUUAGAGUACCCAGCUCAACUAGAAUUUUGGAAUAAUCAUGGAAUGGAUUUAUGCUAUUUAUCUCCAUCCACACAAUUAAAUAUGACAUGCCAGGACAAUGUUGUCACUGAGCUGAGAAUGACGGGAGACAAGCCGGUCAAGGUCAAUAGCUUUGUGGGAUUUGCAAUUACUAAUAAAACUUUAUCAGGGAACUUCUCUAUGGACUCUUUUGUGAUCACUCUUGCAAGGUUGACCAGCUUGAGAGUUCUUAGUCUUGUUUCUUUGGGCAUUUGGGGUCCGCUUCCAGACAAAAUUCAUAGGUUGUCUUCGCUUGAAUAUUUGGAUUUGAGUUCAAAUUAUCUCUUCGGUUCCGUUCCUCCAAAGAUUUCUACAAUGGUGAAACUUCAAACUCUUAAACUGGAUGACAAUUUCUUCAAUGAUACAGUCCCUGCUUGGUUUGAUUCGUUGUCUAAUCUGACAAUUCUAAGCUUAAGGAACAACCAGUUGAAAGGUCCAUUUCCAUCUUCAAUACAGCGAGUAACCACUCUCACUGAUCUUAUUUUGUCUGGCAAUGAUAUAUCCGGGAAGUUACCAAAUCUUGACAUGUUAAGUAAACUGAAUAAGCUAGAUUUGAGCGAAAACAGUUUAGAUUCUGAUCUACCUUCAAUGCCCAAAGGGUUGGUCAUGGCUUUCCUUAGCAACAACUCCUUGUCAGGUGAGAUCCCAAGGCAAUAUAGCCAGCUAAGUCAGCUUCAGCAUUUUGAUAUGUCAUUCAAUGAACUAAGUGGAAAAAUUACUGCUUCCCUUUUCUCAUUGCCCAGCAUUAGCUACUUGAAUUUGGCAUCAAAUAUGUUGAGCGGUUCACUCCCAGACCGUCUGACCUGUGGCAGCAAACUUCAGUUUGUUGAUGUAUCUAAUAACAGGUUAACUGGUGGAUUGCCUUAUUGUUUUACUGAAUCAGGAUAUAGAGUGGUAAAGUUUGGUGGAAAUUGCUUAUCUGUUGAUUUACAUCAUCAGCAUGCAAAAUCAUCUUGUAUAGAUGUUCCUGUGAAAAGGAAACAUUCUGGAGGCAAAAACAUGGGAGUACUAGUUGGUGUGCUUGCUGGCAUAUUUUUCUUCAUAGUUCUCAUGGCUUUUGGCCUUGUCAUGGUGCGCAAAAGAUAUUUCUCUCGAGGGAUACCGGAGCAGCAUUUGUUGCACAAAGCAGAGCAGGAUAAAUCAGUGACAGGAUUCUCCUCUGAGUUCCUCUCUAGUGCAAGGUUUGUUUCCGAAGCUGCAAAAUUGAGUAUACAAGGUCUCCCAGCAUGCCGGUCAUUUACACUAGAAGAGUUAAAGGAAGCAACAAACAACUUUAAUAACUCUUCCAUUUUGGGCGAUGGUUCUUACGGGAAGCUUUACAAAGGAAUAUUAGAGAAUGGAACCCAGGUUGCUGUAAGGUGCGUACCUUCAUCAAAGAAAUAUUCAAUGCGAAAUCUUAAACUCAGGAUGGAUUUGCUUGCAAAGCUUCGCCACCCGCACCUGGUUUGCCUUUUAGGGCACUGCAUUGAUGGUGGGGGACAAGAUGAUUACAGAGUGAACAAAGUCUUCCUCGUAUACGAAUAUGUUUCUAACGGCAACUUCAGAGCUUACCUCUCUGAGGACAGUCCUGGAAAGGUUCUAAACUGGCCAGAGAGAUUGGCAGUGCUAAUUAGUGUCGCAAAGGCUAUUCACUUUUUGCAUACUGGAGUUAUUCCUGGUUUCUUUAACAAUCGAUUGAAAGCAAAUAAUAUACUGCUCAAUGAACAUGGGAUAGCAAAGUUGAGUGACUAUGGGCUUUCCAUCAUCUCUGAAGCAGCUGGAAAUUGUGGGGAAAAUGGGGAAGAGCCUAAAUCAUGGCAAAUGGCAAGAUUAGAGGACGAUGUUUGUAGCUUUGGAUUCAUAUUACUUGAAUCACUCGUUGGACCUUCAGUAUCUUCCAGAAGAGACAAGCUUGCACUAGAUGAAUUGGCAUCUUGUAACAGCCAAGAGGGACGUCAAAAAUCAUUAAACCCUAUUGUUUUGGCCACAAGCUCACAAGAAUCUUUAUCAGUUGUGAUUACGAUAACCAACAAAUGCAUUUAUUCUGAAUCAUGGAGUCGACCAUCAUUUGAAGACAUUCUUUGGAACUUGCAGUAUGCAGUUCAGGUCCAGGCAACAGCAGACGGUGAACAGUUUCGAUGAGUUGUAUAUCAGUUGCUCCAAGAAAUUGCCUCCCCGUCUUUAGCAUCCUUGAAAAGUUUGUUUUUCACUGAGGUGGUAACUGUUAUAGCACAAGUUUGAAGCAGCUUAUCUCAAUUAGAUCAUCUAUAGUUUAUGUACAUUGUAGAGACUAACCGAAGAUCAAUAAGUAAGGAAGAAAUUUGCCUUUCAGAUGGCGAUUAUUAUUCA